CACACCCGAAGGGGGUAUUAAAAAAACAAAAAUGUCGCUUUAAAAAGUUAAACGCAAAUUUUCUUUAUAAUUUAAAACUUAAAAUGGAAAUCAACAUUGAAACUGCUGUACGUAUUUGUCCCGUUUCGUAUUGCAAUAAGGAUUUGUUGUGCGUACAACCGGAUGUAUGUAACAACAGCAUCAAACUCGGCAAUCUCCAAUCAAUUUCUGUGCAACAUGCAUUACCAAUCGAUUGCACUCAGAAUACGUUAUAUAUAACAACGGUAACACCAUUAAUGAAUUACUUCUUUGAGGGCUGUGAUGUAUCAAUAGUAACGUUCGGCCAAUCGAGCACCGGAAAAUCGUACACCCUCUUAGGGCCAACGUUAAAUUGUGCCCUGAGUGAAAAGGAACACGGAAUUAUACCUCGUUUUUUGCGUCAAAUGUUCGCAAAUAUUAAUCAAGACACUGAUAAAUGUUUCCUCAUACAAAUAGCGUGGACACAAAUUUGCGGUGAAAACGUGUACGACUUGUUAGGUUCGGGCAGUGCCGAAUGUCAUAACAUAAGUGAUGCGUUUGAUUUAUUAAAAGUGGGAAUGGCAAAUAUUGCAACGUACGCUCACACCCUUUUCACUGUCACAUUGGAGCAGCAGUUCUGUGUAGACGGGUGCGUUCAGCAUAAAGUGUCCACUGCAAGCUUCGUUGAUUUGUCUAGUUCCGAGAAAGUUGCCGUAAUGGAUAGUAACGGCCUUACCCAGUAUUUACCGACGGACUCGGGUCUACUUACCCUGUACAAAUGUGUAUGGAUACUUUCCGAACUUAACAACACAAUUUAUAACCAGAACUUGGUGCCGUACAAUCAAUCUGCACUGACAAUGUUGCUCAAAGAUUCGUUUGGGGGUCGUGCAAAAACUCUUCUCAUUUGCUGCAUUUCACCACUAGUCAACGAUUUUAUGGAGACAUUAUCUUCACUGCAGUUUGUGCAGAGGGCGCAGCUUAUUAAAAACUUUGUCACCAUUAACUCCUACGUGUCGUACGAAACGUACGAAAAUUCGGACAUAUUCGGUCUACAAUUUGCGACUAAUCAAUUGUUUAAGUUAGUGUCUAACGCGGAGUCACUUUUUAAAAGUUUGCUCGGGACAGGCGUGAUACCCAAAGCCCAAAUGGAACAAAUCUCUGAGUGGUUAACGCUCAAACAAGAAUGUCAAGAUUGCAUAAGUGAAUCAUCCGAGCCGCAUCGUUCGUUGGACAUCAUCGAGGAAGAAAUUGAGGAUCGAUCCAAAAGUGAAAGUGAAAGCGAGUCGGAUGUGCCCAAUCUGAUCGACCUGAUGAAUAACUUUCGUGUGAAAACAGACGGUUUAGUGUCGUCGAUUAACCGAAUAAAUGCCAAUGAAAGCAAUACCAAAGAGAUAAGCAAAAGCGGUCGUUAUAACGAGUAUCAUUCGAAGGGUGCACGUGGACGAAGGGGAAGCAUUCACUCGGUUGAUGAACUUUCGCCGACGCUAUUCAAGUGUGAUAAUGUACAGAAUCAAGCUCCAAUUACGUUCAGUACCAAGAAGGAUAGAGUUAUGAAACAAAUUUGCGCAGACAUCGAGGGUUACGAGAAGCAAAUUGAGGAGUUGGUGCAAACGGUCGAGGUUAAAGAGAAAUUGGUGCAGCAACUGAUCAAGAACAAGCAGACGAAGGUAAACGUUAGGCGGAAGUUUAAGCAGAAAUGUCUCAAGCUGCAAAACGACCAAAACGUCGCGCAAUCCAAGUUGAAACAAGCGAAAUCUGUCAACAACCACCUGCUCGAAUCGAAAUUGGACUUGGAAAUAUCGGAGUUGUCGAAGAAAAUUAAUAAAAGCGAGUUCAUUCGAAGCAUCGCCGAGGAUGAUUCCGCAACGAUUUCCGAAUUGGAAAGUAGUUUAAAUGACACAAAAAAGCAGCUGGAAAAGUUAAGAAAGUGUUUGCAUCGAAAAGAGAAGUCCAAGUUGGAGCUCGAGCACAACCUGAGGGAAAGUAAGAAAACUUCGAGCCAAGACACAAUUAAGUCCGACGUUGUGAAGAAGCUCACCGAAAGCGCAAGCGUAGAUCUAUACAACAUAAAGCACGAAAUCAAAGAACUGAGAAAAACACGCGACCGUCUCCUGGAGCAACGCUACAAAAUUGACACAAAAGCUCACAGCAAGAAACUUCUCAACGAUACCGAAGAAACCCAAUUAGUGCAGUACGAGGAGGCAAUUGAGGCGAUCGAUUUGGCAAUCGAGUACAAGAAUCAGAAGAUUUGCGGGUUCACAGAAGGGGCCAAGACGAGCAUCGACGAAAAUGUGUGCAAAUUAUUAAAGCAGCAACUCCUGAAGCUGAGCAAUGAAGAGAUUUUGGUCCUUCUGCAGAAGUACUAUCGGAAAAUAGUGGAUUUGAGGGGGAGCACCAAGAAAUUAGAGCAGCAAUUAAUUCAGGCGGAGAACCAGAACGAGACGUUUCAGAAUCAAGUGCAAAACUUGAGCUUGGUCCUGCAGAGGGUACGAUCGGAAGCCGAACGACGUGUGUUAUCGCUCGAACAGCAACACGACCAUAAGAUGCAAUUGAUAAUGCAUCAUUUAUCGCAGGAAGGUGGCGAGGACGAACGGUUCAUCUCUCGUGUCUUGGAAAGGUCCAAGCAGACUGCUUUGGCUCUUCAAGUCGCCCAGGGGCGUAACAAACAGAUCGAUAAAGGUAGUCUCAUAGCGAGAUUUACCAGGUACGCACGACACGAGACCGUUCCGCAACAGCUGCAAGUCGCUUUGGUACCCUCGCAGGCCAAAGUGACGAGACAACGGAACAAAUUAAUAAUACAACAGAAUGGCAAGUGAAAGAUCAUCGAGAGAAAAGUCUGAGUCGCGCUUAUAAUUUGAGUAGCUUUAUUUAAGAUUAGUGGACUGUGAUUGCAUGCUCUAAAUUUGGAAAAAUUCCUCUAUUUAAUAGAUAGAUCGAUGUAUUAUAUGUGAGUAAAUAAAGAUUUAGUCGAGAAUCGCA
Molecule: messenger RNA, 2976 nt
Organism: Photinus pyralis (common eastern firefly)
Lineage: Eukaryota; Metazoa; Arthropoda; Insecta; Coleoptera; Lampyridae
Gene: cos
Product: kinesin-like protein costa
Exons: 1
Coding region: 84-2813 (909 amino acids)
Biological process (GO): mitotic spindle organization; microtubule-based movement
Molecular function (GO): ATP binding; microtubule binding; microtubule motor activity
Source: RefSeq, a predicted model, not a curated record